Molecule: messenger RNA, 3414 nt
Organism: Dunckerocampus dactyliophorus (ringed pipefish)
Lineage: Eukaryota; Metazoa; Chordata; Actinopteri; Syngnathiformes; Syngnathidae
Product: T-cell surface glycoprotein CD3 epsilon chain-like
Exons: 5
Coding region: 118-618 (166 amino acids)
Biological process (GO): positive thymic T cell selection; cell surface receptor signaling pathway
Cellular component (GO): external side of plasma membrane; alpha-beta T cell receptor complex
Molecular function (GO): transmembrane signaling receptor activity
Source: RefSeq, a predicted model, not a curated record
CAGAGUGAGAGCAGCCAGGUUGGAUAGCUCAUUGCAAAUAUUCCAUCACCCAUACACUGUAUUGAUCACUGUAUUGUAUGUAUUGUAUGAAUCCUAAAACAUCACCUUGAGAAGAAGAUGUACAACAAGGCUCUGCCCUUCAUUCACCUCCUGAUAAUAGUUAGCGUGGAAGCUGGUCAAGGUGGCGUAUCGUUCUGGAGAGAAUCGUUCACAAUGACAUGUCCAGGAGAAGGGCUCUGGUUCCAGGAAGGAAAUAAAGUGAACGAGACCUUAAGCAAGUCUCAUACAGUUCCUUAUAAGAUAAAGCGUAAAGGCCUUUAUCAUUGUGAAUAUGGGCCACAAGGGUCUACCACAACGUAUUAUUUCUAUGUUGAAGGAAAGGGCUGCUCAGAUUGUUACGAGAUGGAUGCAAGCGUGAUGGGGCUGGUAAUUGUUGCAGAUGUGAGCGCAACAGCAAUACUGAUGAUCCUAAUCUACAAAUGCACCAAGAAGAAAAACGUACCUGCCACAAAAGCACUCGGCGGCCCAACGCCACCGCCUCCUGACUAUGAGGCCCUGAACAUACACGCACGCUCGCAGGAUGCAUACUCUUUUCUCAACAACACCAAAUCAAGAUGAGGCGCCUUUGUUGGGUUGCAAGUUGAAACGUUGCAGCAGUGAAGACAAACAACUGCAAAAGACAGACAGAAGAACAACGGCUUGGAUACACUUUGCUUUUGCUGGUUUCCUGGUAUGCCGGCAGCGCAAUACAGUGGAAAAGUAGAUUUACUCAAUCAGGUGUCACAAACAGAUUUUAUACUGAACUAGAUUUUAUACGGCAACAGCGAUUUUGGAUUUUUACAGAAAGACAUCUUGUCACGAUUACGGCUCAACUUGUUCCCACAAGAAUUUCGUACUGUGUGCAGUAUUGCUUCUCUGCCUAUGUAACGUGUGCAUGCAUUGCACAAUACAAGUGGCAAACUGAGAUGCACUGGGCAUCAUGUACCGUAAAUUCCUGCGUAUAAGCCGUUACUUUUUUCUUAAACUUUGAACGCUAUGGCUAAAUUCUAAUCUUGUGACAUCUCCUUUAGUUCAGAACUGCUACUGAGUGUUUAAAUACUGUGCCGCUCGCAAGUCUGUGAGGUAACGGUAGCUCUUCCUUUGGCAGGAGCCAAUCACGAGCUAUCAGUGCACUCACAACAAGCUUGGCAAUCACAGGAGGUCAUUACUUAUAACAGUAUAACAAUAUAAGAGUCUGACUCACGGUGUCUUCUUACUAAGAACACUAAUCUCCUCACACAGCAACUUGACACUCAAAAGAUAUUCCUGAGAAAUAUACAAACAAGUACCAAUGCAUGUUUAAAAUGAAAAAAAAAACAACUCUUCUAAAGUUUUCCCAUAACGCAUUGCAUCUGAGUGUAACCCGCCCUGUUUCGCACCUGCCCGCACCAGGGCUCGAGACCAGACCUUCGUAAUGGGAAGCGAGGGCGCUGACCACACGACUGUCUGUACUGCCUGUACUGUCGGCCGCGUGUUCAGCGCAGCUCUUAAGGCAGAGGUAGUGAGGUUUACCAACGUACACUCGCACAGCCUCACAGGCUGGCAUCCGUUACAUGAGCAACACAUUCAUUGGGGUGCUGCAGUGAUGUCAGCCUCUCUCUGGGCUCCUCUGGCUCCCUCUGGUGGACAGCAUUGCAGCACCAUUCAUCCAUUUUCUAUACUGCUUCUGAAAUGAAAUGUUUUGCUCAAAUGAAAUGCAUUAUGGGAAAACUUAAAAAUGUAUUUUUUUUAUUAGGUGUACCUUUUGAGUGUUAAGUUGCUGUGUGAUGAGUUUAGUGUUCUUUGUAAGAUGACGCCGUGAGUCAGACUGUUAUAUGGAGUAAUGACCUCCUGCAAUUUCCAAUGCGUUGACAAGCUUGUGAGUUUUUUCAUAGCUCAUAAUUGGCUCCUGUCAAAUAAAGAGGUGCCUGGUCCUCACGGACUCGUGCGCUCCACAAUAUGCCAUUUUAUGACAGACACAUGCGGCUUAUACACUGGUGUGGCUUAUAUAUGCACAAAUCUGUUUUUUCCUCUGAAUUUACAUUACUGGACAGACCAUACAGAGAAAACACAUAAAGCCAACCUUUCUGGAAGCCAUUCAAGCUCCAAUUUUCUUGGAUUUUAAAAUUGUUUUAAUAUAAGAUAAAUGGAAAUAAUCGCUUUCAUGACCAAAAAUGAGUACACAACUGUAAAAUAAAACCAAAUCCAACUACAUACACUUUGAUGCUACCUGGUAGAUGCCUCGCGUACAGGAAAGGAAAGAAACAAACGUAGCUUAAACAGUCUUACCUGAAAUAAAACAGAAACAUACUCAUCCACAACUUUGAUGACUACACUGCAAGAAAGUGUAAUUUAAGCAGGAAUAAAAAUCUGAAAUGAAGGUAAAAAUACUUCAAUAUUAUUUUUUUAGGUCUAAUAUAAAAGUAUCUUGUUAGUCUAUUUUUUUUUAACCUUGAUUUCAGGUAUUCAGUUUUUGCCGUGCAGAUGCCUGCAUGUGAGCUGGUAGUCCACGUUAUUUUUUUUUUUGUUUUUAAUUCUUUUUUUAUUAUUAUUUAUUAUUUAUUAUUAUUAGCAAUUGGUUUCUUUAGCCAUAUUACACUAAGCAUUCGAGAGGCAUUUCCAAUUCCGAUUAGGAUUAUCGUACCACUUUUCUUCCAUGUUGCUGGUAACCUUGUAUUUAGGAAUGGCAGUUAGACAAUCACUGAGCUGAAGACUCACAGGGCGCAGAGGACUCUGUGAUUUUUUUUCUGUGAUUUUAGAGUUGUACUUUACAAAGGUUUGAUUUAGUGUUUCCGCUGUAUCGUGUCAAAAUCAAUUAAACGCUAUAUUUGCCACAAUUUCCAUAAUUUCAAGUUGCUACGCUUGUGGUGUUCGGGGAUGAUCCAUCGCAUUUAGUUACUAAACUCGUCUCUUUCAAACAACACUGGCAUUAUUGUAAAUAUUUUCUUUGUACCAUCUUUGUGCCAAAUCCUGCUACUUUCCCAUGAGAUGUAAAUGAUGUGUUUUUUUAACAAACAUUUUGUAGCUUAAACAGCAAAUGCUACUCAAACAAUUAAAAUUGACUUUGCUAUUUCAAAUAAAGCCCUGCGAUUGGCUGGCGACCAGUCCAGCGUACCCCGUCUCUCGCCCAAAGUCAGCUGGGACAGGCGCCAGCAUACCCCCGCAACCUUAAUGAGGAUAAGAGGCAUAGAAAACAGAUGGAUGGUUAUUUCAAAUAAAAAUAAUUUAUGGCUACAACAUUGUUUUCCACACACAGGGGUACUGUAUGAUUACAGUUUGAACGAGAAAGGAAAAUACUGUAAGUCUUGCACAAGAAUAUUUUGAUUGUCACAACUGUUUCAACGUACUCUUAUUUGUCUGAACAUGAAGGACUGUUCAAUAAAUGCAGUAAAUGGU